CGCCGCAAGUAGGUGCAGCAGCCCGCAGCCCGCCGCGCCUCUGCGAGCCGGGACGGCACUCGGCCCCGCGCGCUCCCCGCCUCGCGCCAGUCCCGCCGCCGGGACCUGCGGCAGCCGAAGACCCCAUCGAUCGGAGACUCGGGGAGCAGCGCGCGGCCCCGAGCCGGACGGGGCCCGGCACUGCGCCUUUGUCCCCGGAGGCUCCGGGAAGUUUGCAGCGGGACGCGCGCGUGAAGGCAGCGUGGGCAGCCCCGACGUCGCCGAGCAGCAUGGGCGUCGGGCGCAACGCGCCGGGUCGCGGCGGGGCCGCCUCGGGCGUGCUGCUGGCGUUGGCCGCCGCGCUGCUGGCCGCGGGUUCGGCCAGCGAGUACGACUACGUGAGCUUCCAGUCGGACAUCGGCUCCUAUCAGAGCGGGCGCUUCUACACCAAGCCCCCGCAGUGCGUGGACAUCCCGGUGGACCUGCGGCUGUGCCACAACGUGGGCUACAAGAAGAUGGUGCUGCCCAACCUGCUGGAGCACGAGACCAUGGCAGAGGUGAAGCAGCAGGCCAGCAGCUGGGUGCCGCUGCUCAACAAGAACUGCCACAUGGGCACCCAGGUCUUCCUCUGCUCGCUCUUCGCGCCCGUCUGUCUGGACCGGCCCAUCUACCCGUGUCGCUGGCUCUGCGAGGCCGUGCGCGACUCGUGCGAGCCGGUCAUGCAGUUCUUCGGCUUCUACUGGCCCGAGAUGCUCAAAUGUGACAAGUUCCCCGAGGGCGACGUCUGCAUCGCCAUGACCCCGCCCAAUGCCACCGAAGCCUCGAAGCCCCAAGGUACAACAGUGUGUCCUCCGUGUGACAACGAGUUGAAAUCGGAGGCCAUCAUCGAACAUCUCUGUGCAAGCGAGUUUGCGCUGAGAAUGAAAAUCAAAGAAGUGAAGAAGGAAAACGGUGACAAGAAGAUUGUCCCCAAGAAGAAGAAACCCUUGAAGCUGGGGCCCAUCAAGAAGAAGGAGCUGAAGCGUCUCGUGCUUUUCCUAAAGAAUGGCGCCGACUGUCCCUGCCACCAGCUGGACAACCUCAGCCACAACUUCCUCAUCAUGGGGCGCAAGGUGAAGAGCCAGUACCUGCUCACAGCCAUUCACAAGUGGGACAAGAAAAACAAGGAGUUCAAAAACUUCAUGAAGAAAAUGAAAAACCACGAGUGUCCCACCUUCCAGUCUGUUUUUAAGUGACACUGGGGUGGACUGGGGAGGGAGCGUGGCUUGGGGUGAGGGUGGGGGCGUGUGAAUGACCCUGGCUCUUGGGGUUCACAUGUUGCUCUCUCCCAUUACAGUUGUGGCUUUUGCAUCGCACCUGGCUCUGUUCCUACAGCGACCCCUCUCCCUUCCCUCCACAGCCAAUCCAGCUAAGGCCCUUUAGAUUAGGAAGGCUUUUUUUUUUUAAGGGCUGCAGCAGGGCCAGCAGGCACAAGGAGAGUCAGAAUCCUUUCACUGAGCCUCAGGCACAAAACGGAAAAUGUUUGCCAGUUUGGAGAAAAAAAAAAAAAAAAAAAAAAAAAAGGAUUGUAAAGAAGUGCAGGAGGACAGUCACUCAGCUUGAAGUUGUUCUGAACAGCAUUCCCAAUUCCUUGUGGAGUCUAAGCCUUUACAACCCCUCUCUUUCUGCCUUAGAUAGAAACAAGACCAUUGUCACCUUCAACACACACACACACACACACACACACACACACACACACACACACACGAUAAGGGGCUGGAAACUGUAGGUCUCAAAUGGACAUUUCAUCGGGAUAUCAGGAUGGCAGGGAUCUGCUUUUGUAUGAGGAGGAACGUGAGCAUGAGGAAAAUGAGGUGUUUCAGGCUGAGAAGCCAAUGGUUACUAGUUUUCAAAAAUAAUAGUGAAAGAAAAGAACAAAUGUAGACGGUCAAGCAGGUCACGAGUCAGGGUGAUUGGGGAAUCCUGUGUGAAGGGCCUCACAUUGUAAUCCCGUCUGUCACAUUUCGAAAGAACAGAGACAUAAACAGUGAUAAAACCCCACACAUCUUCCGAGGCUUGGAUAAAACUCCACACUGAGCAUUUCAAAGAUAACCAAGACUAACAUCGCGGACUGCCCAAGGCGUCCUCUUAAUAAGCACACUGCGCAUGUGCUGUGGAAGGCAAGUCUGUCUGUGCAUGUGCUGUGGAGGAGAUGGGCGUGGCAUCAUGGCUGUGCCUAGCUGCCAUAUCAGUGGAAGGAGACAAGUGUCCACAAUGCUGCCCGGACUCUGCUUUUCUGCAAGGAGAGCCCUUUUUCUUAAACACGAUUGCCUAUAAUUCCAACAAAAUUGGAAUUGCUGCCUGCCUGAGCCCUCCAGCUUUAUUUUUGUAUGCCUCCACUCACGUUCUUUUGAGGCUAAGCCCUACCCGAGAAGAUGGUUUCAAAGGCUAACCAUCGGCAGUUUCCCCAAGUGCCCAAAGGUAUUUCUUAAAGUUGGUAUGCUUAAUAAGUGAUGUAAAUAUUCCAGUUCUCUUUGGCAGCCUUA
Molecule: messenger RNA, 2504 nt
Organism: Rattus rattus (black rat)
Lineage: Eukaryota; Metazoa; Chordata; Mammalia; Rodentia; Muridae
Gene: Sfrp1
Product: secreted frizzled related protein 1
Exons: 3
Coding region: 270-1214 (314 amino acids)
Biological process (GO): canonical Wnt signaling pathway; negative regulation of canonical Wnt signaling pathway; non-canonical Wnt signaling pathway
Molecular function (GO): Wnt-protein binding
Source: RefSeq, a predicted model, not a curated record